AUGCCCGGGUACUCGCGCUCCCGCCGGUAUCUCCGCCUUUCCGCACCGCGAUGUCGCGCCGUAAGCCGUUGUCAGGCGGUGUGGCUGCUGCGGGCCCGGCACCCGGGAGGCAAGCCGUUUUGAGCCGGUUCUUCCAGCCCGCGGGAAGCCUGAAAUCUACCUCGUCCCCCACUGGCGCUGCCGACCAGGCAGACCCUACCUCCACAGCGCCCCUUGCGUCCGCCGUCCCUCGGGUGCCAGCGUCGCCGCAGGUACAGGCGGCGAAAACAGACCGAAGGAAGACGAGACCAGCAGAGAACACUGCUUCUGUCAGGAAGAAAGCUAGGAGAACGCAGGAACGGGAAGGUGGAGGGGACCUGGCGGUGGCAGAGUCUGCCGGUGACGCUGAGCCAAAGAGAUGUCUGAGGACCAGGAUCGCUUCACAGUCUCUGGAGAAACUGAAAGAAUUCUGCUGUGACUCUGCUGUCCCUCACAACAGAGCCCAGGCAGAGCCUUAUCAGGGGAGAUUCGAAGUUCUGCCAAAAUGUACUGAUUUUGAAGAUAUCAGUCUUCAGCGUGCAAAGAAUGCCGUUUCUUCUGGAGAGUCCAAAUCUCGAAGUCAUCAGAAGGACAGUGAGUCUGGGCCUGAGAGCGCCCAGAAACCCUCUGACCGCAGAGCCCGGAACCAGCGCUCCAAGGGCGUCUACACACCACUGGAGCUUCAGUACCUGGCGGUGAAGCAGCAGCACCCGGACACGCUUCUGUGUGUGGAGUGUGGGUAUAAGUACAGGUUCUUUGGCGAAGACGCAGAGAUUGCUGCCCGCGAGCUCAAUAUCUACUGCCACCUGGACCAUAGCUUCAUGACGGCCAGCAUUCCCACGCACCGGCUCUUUGUCCACGUGCGCCGCCUCGUGGCCAAGGGCUACAAGGUGGGAGUUGUGAAGCAGACGGAAACGGCGGCCCUGAAGGCUGUUGGUGACAGCAGAGGCUCCCUCUUUGCCCGGAAGCUGACUGCUCUGUACACGAAGUCGACGCUCAUCGGGGAAGAUGUGAGCCCCCUCGGCAAGCUGGGUGAUGCUGUCAGUGUGGACGACGAGGCGGCGACCGAUGCUUCUGCUGGGUACCUCCUGUGCAUCUGCGAGGACACGGAGAGCGUUCCGGACAGGAGGAGGGGCAGCGUGUCAGUGGGCCUCGUGGCUGUGCAGCCCGCCACCGGGGAGCUGCUGCUGGACGCCUUCCAGGAUGCCGCAUCGCGCCCGGAGCUGGAGACGCGGCUGUGCAAGACCCCGGGGGCCUUGCUCCCUCGAGGGCACACGUGUGCACACGCACCUGUCAGGAGUGAGCACAGCCAGUGGCGUGCAGCCCUCACAGCAGUGCGGGUGGGCAAGAAGGUGCGAGCAGAGGCGAGCGCUCUCCCGCUGUCACCGCGCCGCCCUCUGAACCUGCUGAUACAGGGUCUAGUCAGAGUCCCAGCCAGUAAACUUCUUGUGAAACUGAACCGGAGGAGCCAACAAUCGAUUAGGAAAAUCAAAGGUCCCGAAGUGGGCAAGACAGACACUGUGCGCGGCGGUGUCUGGGCUGUGAAGUGUGGGUGCCCGUGGUCACGAUGCACAUCAGAUUCUAGUGUGCGGGAUGACAGAAUUCGAGUGGAGAGGAUGGAUGAUGUUUAUUUUGAAUAUAGCCACGCUUUCCAGGCGGUCACGGAGUUCUAUGCAAAGAAUCCAGUCGACAGCAGAGGUUCUCAAAGUUUUUCUGGCAUCAUUAACUUAGAGAAACCUGUGAUUUGCUGUUUGGCUGCCAUUAUAAGAUACCUCAAGGAGUUUAACUUGGAAAAGAUACUCUCCAAACCCGAGAAUUUUAAACAGCUGUCGAGUGAAAUGGAGCUAAUGAGGAUGAACGGAACAACAUUAAGGAACCUGGAAAUCCUACAGAAUCAGACUGACGGGAAGACCAAGGGAAGUUUGCUGUGGGUGUUAGACCACACUAAAACUGCAUUUGGGAGACGGAUGCUGAAGAAGUGGGUGACCCAGCCACUCCUUAAAUUAAGCGCGAUAAAUGCUCGGCUCGACGCUGUCUCCGAAGUGCUGCGCUCAGAGUCCAGCGUGUUCCCCCAGCUCGAAAGCCUCCUGCAGAAGCUGCCGGAUAUUGAGAGAGGACUUGGGAGCAUUUACCACAGAAAGUGUUCCACCCAAGAGUUCUUCCUGAUAGUUCGAACCCUGUAUCACCUGAAGUCAGAGCUACAAGUGUUAAUGCCCGUGGUGAAUUCGCAGGUACAGUCAGACCUGCUCCGGGUGAUUGUUUUGGAAAUUCCAGAGCUCCUGGAUCCAGUGGAACAUUACUUAAAGAUACUCAACGAACAGGCUGCCAAAGUUGGGGAUAAAACUGAAUUAUUCAAAGACCUUUCCGACUUCCCUUUAAUAAAACAGAGGAAGGAUGAAAUUCAAGAAGUUACUGUCAAGAUCCAAACACAUUUGCAAGAAAUAAGAAAAAUACUAAAAAACCCUUCAGCGCAGUAUGUGACAGUUUCAGGACAGGAGUUCAUGAUUGAAGUAAAGAACUCUGCUGUGUCUUGCAUACCUCCUGACUGGGUGAAGGUUGGAAGCACGAAGGCCGUGAGCCGCUUCCACUCCCCGCUGGUGGUGGAGAGCUACGGACUCCUGCAGCGGCUACGCGAGCAGCUGGUCGUGGACUGUGGCGCCGAGUGGCUCGGCUUUCUGGAGAGUUUUGGUGAACAUUAUCACUCUUUGUGUAAAGCAGUAUGUCACCUAGCAACCAUUGAUUGUAUUUUCUCCCUGGCCAAGGUCGCUAAGCAAGGAGAUUACUGCAGGCCAACUGUAAAAGAAGAAAGGAAAAUCAUAAUAAAAAAUGGAAGGCACCCCGUGAUCGACGUGUUGCUGGGAGAACACGAUCAGUAUGUCCCCAACAGCACCCAUCUGUCAGAGGACUCAGAGAGAGUCAUGAUCAUCACCGGCCCCAACAUGGGUGGGAAGAGCUCCUACAUCAAGCAGGUGGCCCUGAUCACCCUCAUGGCUCAGGUGGGCUCCUACGUUCCUGCGGAGGAGGCGACCAUGGGCAUCGUGGACGGCAUUUACACCAGAAUGGGUGCCGCGGACAACAUAUGCCAAGGACGGAGCACUUUUAUGGAGGAGCUGGCGGACACGGCCGAGGUCAUCCGGAAAGCCACGCCGUGGUCCCUGGUGAUCCUGGACGAGCUGGGCCGAGGCACGAGCACGCACGAUGGGGUCGCCAUCGCCUACGCCACCCUGGAGUACUUUAUUAGAGACGUGAAAUCCCUAACCCUGUUCGUCACCCACUACCCGCCGGUGUGUGAGCUGGAAAGGAGCUACCCGGGCCAGGUGGGGAAUUACCACAUGGGCUUCCUGGUGACCGGGGACGAAGGCCAGGCAGGCCCAGGCGAAGAGGAAGUCCCUGAUUUUGUCACUUUUCUUUAUCAAAUAACCAGAGGAAUUGCAGCAAGGAGUUACGGCCUAAACGUGGCUAAGCUAGCAGAUGUUCCUGGAGAAAUCCUGAAGAAAGCAGCUCACAAGUCCAAAGAGCUGGAAGGAUUAGUAAACGUGAAAAGGAAAAGACUGAAGUCUUUUGCGAAAUUGUGGAUGACACAUAGUGUAGAAGACCUGCGAGAGUGGAUGGACGAGUUUGAAGUGGGCGAAACACAGACUUCCCUUCCUGAUGAACAUGCGGACUGCUCUUCAGGAGGAGCAGCUGAGACUUAGAAAGAGCCCAGUGUGAUAUAGUGUCCAGCAGCGGCCGCAGUGCAUCCCUUUGGGAGACGGAUCUCUUCCUUUUGUGAAGGAAGUGAUGCUCGGGUUCCUUCCCCUCCGUCUUUUCAGAUAGCAGGGCCCCUCUGUGAGCGGAAUCUGCAGGACAGGGCUCCUGCAGGCGCCGCUUCUUCCGGGGAGCCGAAGUGUGGCACACGCACCCUUGGGUGACAGAAGCCACUGCCUGUUCCGUUUCCAGAGAUGAUGUUAAAAGCCACCAAUGUAUUUUUCAUGUGCAUAAGAAUUUUGAUAAAAAUAGAAUUACAAAGCUCUUAGAGAUUAGAGCCCAAUGCCUGAGAGGAAUAAAGUCAUGAAAUUUGAAGAGUUAAACAUGGUC
Fukomys damarensis (Damara mole-rat) is the source of this 4095-nucleotide messenger RNA. It is a transcript of the gene Msh3, whose product is annotated as mutS homolog 3. The transcript is spliced from 26 exons. Gene Ontology annotation, molecular function: ATP-dependent DNA damage sensor activity; mismatched DNA binding; ATP binding. Gene Ontology annotation, cellular component: nucleus. Gene Ontology annotation, biological process: somatic recombination of immunoglobulin gene segments; mismatch repair; mitotic recombination. NCBI's taxonomy places the organism in Eukaryota, Metazoa, Chordata, Mammalia, Rodentia, Bathyergidae. Bases 51 to 3713 code for a protein of 1220 amino acids. The record is from RefSeq and is a predicted model, not a curated record.